CUCGGGGCGGCGCGUGACCGGCUGCCGCCGCCGCCCGCUCCGCCGCAGAGCCCGGCCCGCCCGCACCCGCACGGCACCGGCACCCGGCACCGGCAGGGCCGCGGGGUGCUCACCAUGGCUGCAGCAUGGCUCAUCACCUGGGGGCUGCUCCUGGCCACCGGGGUCCCCACCAGGGCCCGGGGGAUGCUGCCGGUGGGACUGUCCCCAGGUGGGACACUGCAGUGGGGCAGGGACCCCCUGCAUCGCCCUGCCCAGGGACAGCGAUGGCCGGGCCCACCCCCCACCUGGGAGGCGUCGGGGGAGCCGAGCGGCGCCGGGGCCCCCAGGACCGAGCGCUGGGGGGGCAGCAGCCCUGUGCGCUGGUCCCCACCGCUGCAGGCAGGGGAUGCUGCCGGGACCCCCCUGGAGACAGAAACCACCACGGCAGGUGCUGGCACUGGGGCCUGGCAGGAUAGCGGCACAGCCGUGGCCGUGGCAGAGGAGCCGCUCGUUGCAUGGCGAGGACAUGAGGCUGGAGGCCAGGACAGGCCCCGGGGGGGGACCUGGCCGCCCCCCAGCUCUGCACUGGGUACGCCGGGCCCUGAGGUGCCCAUGGACACGGGGCCGGGCUCCCCAGGGCCACUGCAGGCAGGGCAGGGCCUGACCCCAGACAGACAGAGUGUCACCGGGCCAGCCAGCACCUCCAGUCCUCGACCCACCAUGUCCACCAUCGCCCUGACCUCCAGGCCGGCACCAGGGAUGGCGACAGCAGACACCCACACAGGGGGACAGCCAGUGAUGGAGGGACCCACAGCGGCCCCAGGCCUCCCACAGGGUACAGAGCUCACCCCAGCCAGCAGCCAGCCGGUCCCGCUGGGCACGGUCCCUGUCCCACACCCCACGGGCAUGGGGCCAGCCCAGGGUCCCCAUGCCAGCCCCAGCUCCAUGCAGCCGGUGGGCAGACGAGGGGGACUGUGGGGGGCCCUCAGCCCGUCCCCAGCUCUGCCCAGCUCUGCCCCAUGGCUGCCCCCUGAAGCACCAUCCUGGGGGCUGGCUGAGCCCUGGACCCGGGUGCUCCCAGCCCACCAGCGCAGCACCCGCAGGGCCCCGCUCAGCCGCGCCACUGCCAGCCCCGGGAAUGCAGCCCCUCGCACGGAUCCCAAGCCAACGGGGCAGUGGGGACCCCAGCCCGCCCCAGGGGCUGCCCUCAGCCCUGUGCUGCCACCUGCCUCCAGCGCAGCCCCCCCUGGCACCCCCGGCACAGGGCUGCUGCCCGAAGAGGACGUCGGCUCCCCGCAGCGGGUCCGGGGUGCCGUGGGCCCUGUGAGCACCCCAAAUGCCACCAAGGCCACCCCAUGGCCAAUGGCGCAUCCCGCCACAGGGACACCUGGGACCAGGCACACAGACACCCUGGGGACACAGCCCCCUGCCCAUGGCACCGUGGCCCCCUCAGCCACAUGGCGACGGGCAGGGGCGACGCCACAGCCAGCACCCCAGCAUCCAUCCACACCACAGCCGCAGCCCAGCCACACUCCCCCGGUACCGGGGGCCAACGGGACGGGGCUGCGCUGGGCUGAGCUGCGGCGCCAGCUGGGCUUUGCCUGGGAGGCGCAUGUCUACGGGGUGGCCGCCAUCUUCCUGCUGCUGGCACUGGGCUGCCUGGCUGGGCUGGUGGGGGCAGCUGCCCUGCGUCCCCCCCACCUGCCCCACAUUUUAGGGGCUCAUGGGCUGCUGCUGGCUGUCUGCCUGCUGCGGGCCACCUUCCUGCUGCUGGACCCCUACGGGGCACGGGGCCGUCUGCCCCCUCGAGCCCUGCUGCUGCUCAGCACGGUCCCCUUUGCCCUGCUGCUCGGCACCUUCGCCCUCCUGCUCCAGCAGCUCCAGCGCCUGACCCAGCUCCAGCUGCUGCCAGCCCAGCUCCGGGGGCUGCCGGCACUGGGGGCUGCAGCUGCGCUGCAGAGCGCGGUGCUGGGGACCGCCGACCUGCUCCCACCCUGGCUGGGCCCCACCACCGGGUUGGGGCUGCAGGUGCUGGGCUGUGGGGCUGGGGCCCUGCUGCUGCUGGCGGGGCUCUGGGGAUGCUGGCAGGUGCUGCGGGUACCCCAGGAGGGGCUGGGGGGCAGCGGGAGGCCGGGGCCACGGCAGGGGGCCCUGGCACUGCUGGCGGCGGCGGUGGCAGGGCUGCCAGUCUGCGGGCUGCAGCUCUACAGCACCCUGUGGCUGCGAGAGGUCCUGGGGCCCCCCGGGCGCUUCUCCCGGCCCGGCUGGGUGGCACAGCUCUGGCUGCGGGUCGGCGAGCUGGGCACGGCGCUGGCACUGCUGAUGGCCGCCGCCGAGCCGUUGUGCUGCCAGUGCUGCCACCGGAGCCCCACCAGCCAUUCCUGCUGGGCCAAGGUGCUGCGGUACUUCUGUGCCGGCCGCAAAGCUGAGGCGCCCGAGUACCCCAACAACUGCUACGACUGGGCCGCUGGCAGCACCGGCAGCACUGGCGGCACCAGCCUGGAGCGGGCACCGGCCAACGACAUCUCCAAGAACCUCAUUCGCAACCCGGCGGAGCAGCUGCCCCUGCGGGCGCUCAAGGACAGCAAUGAGGCCUGGGCAGCUUCUGCCGGGAUGCCAGGGCUCAGCCCCAAGUGCCCCAACGUGCUGGCCGCCCGCUCCUGCACCACCUUUGAGCAGGGCUCGUCCCCCUCACUGGGGGAGCUGGCCUUCCGCCCGCCGUCCCCCAUCGACCUGCGCCGCAGCAUCGACCAGGCGCUCUGCCGCCGGCACCUCCUGCACGACAGCCUCUUUGGCCGGCCCCGCCGUGGCUCCGGCACCUCGCUCCACAGUUCCCUGGCCCCCGCUGAGAGCCCCGGCUUGGGGCACAUGGUGCGGUGCAGCUCACUGACAGAGCUGCCUGGCCCCCGGCAGCCCCCCGGCACCGUCACCAUCACCGUCACCGCCUCGGCCAGCUCGCUGGAGAGCAGCUCGCUGAAGAUCAGCUGGAACCCCUGGCACCACGGGCUCUCCUCACCUGACAGCCUGCCCCUGGACGAGGCACCCAGCCGGGCCCCCCUCCUGGUGCCCGCCGGACCCCCCAGCUGGGAGCGUGAGGGCCCCCGCAGCUUCCCGGCCCUUGGCAAGGCACCGGUGGACGCCCGCAGCCUCUCCAGCGACACCAUCGAGCUCUGAGCUGGGGCAACGUGAGGAUGGGCAGAGACUGGGGGGUGCAGGGGGACGAGCCCAGUGUGGGGGUCCAAUUCUGCACCCCUGGGGGGCCGGGCA
Falco peregrinus (peregrine falcon) is the source of this 3246-nucleotide messenger RNA. It is a transcript of the gene PRRT3, whose product is annotated as proline rich transmembrane protein 3. NCBI's taxonomy places the organism in Eukaryota, Metazoa, Chordata, Aves, Falconiformes, Falconidae. The record is from RefSeq and is a predicted model, not a curated record. Bases 115 to 3153 code for a protein of 1012 amino acids. The transcript has 4 exons.